Molecule: messenger RNA, 735 nt
Organism: Physeter macrocephalus (sperm whale)
Lineage: Eukaryota; Metazoa; Chordata; Mammalia; Artiodactyla; Physeteridae
Product: inorganic pyrophosphatase 2, mitochondrial-like
Exons: 1
Biological process (GO): phosphate-containing compound metabolic process
Cellular component (GO): cytoplasm; mitochondrion
Molecular function (GO): inorganic diphosphate phosphatase activity; magnesium ion binding
Source: RefSeq, a predicted model, not a curated record
AAGCUUCCCUAUGUGGCAAAUAUCUUUCCUCACAAGGGUUAUAUAUGGAAUUAUGGUGCCCUCCCUCAGAUUUGGGAAGAUCCCCAUCAAAAAGAUAAGAGCACAGACUGCUGUGGAGAUAAUAAACCUAUUGAUGUUUGUGAGAUAGGCUCAAAGGUUCUUUCUCGUAGAGAUGUUGUUCAUGUGAAGAUCCCUGGAAUUCUGGCUCUUAUUGAUCAGGGUGAAACAGAUUGGAAAUUAAUUGCUAUCAAUGUGAAUGAUCCUGAAGCCUCAAAGUUUCAUGACAUUGAAGAUGUUAAGAAGUACAAACCUGGUUACUUAGAAGCUACACUUAAUUGGUUUAGAUUUUAUAAGAUACCAGAGGGAAAACUGGAAAACCAGUUUGCUUUUAAUGGAGAAUUCAAGAACAAGGCUUUUGCUCUUAAAGUUAUUAAAUCUACUCAUGAAUGUUGCAAAGCAUUGCUUAUGGAGAAGUGUGAUGGAGGGGCUAUAAAUUGGACAAAGGUGCCUGUAUGUGAUAGCCCUUUCCAUUGCUCUCAAGAGGAAGCUAGAUCAUUAGGUGAAUCAGUGUCACUUUCACUGAAUAAAGGAAGUAAUGAAGAAGAUCAAGUAUUGCACUUCCUUGGCAAGUGAUGACAACAUUUGAAGUUCUGCCAUCAGGAUUCCAGUCUCUAAGAACUACAAGACUCCCAUCUCCCCCAAGUGCUAGAAACAGGCAGAUCUAUGAGAAUUUGC